AUGCCAGACCAUAACGAAACUGAACAACAAGAAGAAUUCUCCUCCGCAUCACCAUCAUCAUCAACGGCAACAACCUCUUCUAAGAAGCAACAACAACAAAAGAAAACCACCUCUAAAAGACGACAACUCAAAAAGUCUUCGUCGACCCCUCAAACCGAAUCGCAAGAUGACAUUGAAGACAAUAACGAGCUUACUCCUAACGGCACUACUACCUCAGACACAACCACCACUACGACCUCUCUCAACAACAGCAACAGACAAUGGAUAAAGGAUGAAACCGUCCAAAACCAACAAACAGCAGCCUAUUCCAUUCUCGUUGGUAUCACUACUCGUGAUGAGUCCGAGCCUGUCUAUGACACUCCCUGCAAAAUGUACUCUUCUCUCAGAUAUAAACUCCAAUACAAGUGUACGGUGAACGUGGAUGGUAAUGAAUUGAAGGAGAACCCCAAACUUUUAAUGUGUCGUGUUACAGUAAUUGAUGAAGAUUCUGCGAAGGAAAUUAAAAAGGAUGGAAAGGCCAUCAUUGAUGAUUCUCUCAUCUCUCUCAAGCAAACCUCCUCGGGGGGUGCUCUCUCCUUUGAAGCCACACACAAAAUCAAGUUUAAAGAUGUGAGUUUCCAUUAUAACAAGAGCAAAUGGAGACUCUUGCUUCAAUUAUUUUCCGAUGCUCAUGGAUCAAUUAGUACUCCAGUUGUUGUGCUCAAGUCAGCUCCAUUUCUUGUCUAUGCAAGAAGACCUAAGGUCUCUGAGAGAGGAGCCUCCGAUGGUUUGUUAACAUCGGGAAUGAACUCUUCGUCACAACAAGCUUCUUCGUCCAGUGGUAGUACUACCUCUAGUAGCACUACUGCUUCCAAUAGUGAUGCCAAUAAUGAAACCACCGAAAGUUCAGGAGCUCAUGUAGUGGCCAAUGCUCUUCUCAAUCAAGCCUCUGGAGAUAAGAAGAAGAAAAAGAAGGGGUGCUGCUCAUAUGGAUUUGAAGAAGAGAAAGCGUUCAACCUCCAUGGCUGGUAA
This is a messenger RNA of Naegleria fowleri, 1011 nucleotides long. RefSeq lists its product as uncharacterized. Lineage: Eukaryota; Heterolobosea; Eutetramitea; Acrasida; Naegleriidae. The transcript has a single exon. The record is from RefSeq and is a predicted model, not a curated record. The coding region runs from base 1 to 1011 and encodes 336 amino acids.